UGUCCUUCAUACUCACCUCCUCUCAGACUCGGUCACUUUCUCAUGGAUUCGAUAGUUGAACUCGAAUCUUCAGCUAUCAAAGAUUUGGGUUCUCUAUUCGAGUUCACCCAAGUAUUUCUCUGGGAUGAUAAUACCUUUACGGAGGAGAUACUGGAAGUCUCAUCUUCGCAUGAUAACCAUGAGUGUUUCACUCAACAUAUUAACUUUCGCCAAUGCAUCACUGGUUCAAAUUUGGUUCCCGAACGAAGUGAUCUUUAUUUGACAGAGGAGAUGGAACUUACUAAACAGAUGAACUCAAUGGGGCUUCCUAUGUCAUUCAACACAAGCAAGAAGAGAUUUUCUACAACUAAAGCUAAACGAAAGGGCGAUGUUGCAAAAUCUCUAUAUGCAUACGAAGAGAACGAAGAGGAACUGAUAGACGUGUUCAGAGUGAGCGGUGGAGAGGUUGCUUCCCCUGUAAGUAUUCUGGAAAAUGCAAAAAAUUCUUCACAUUCAUGUUCAGAAAACGUCGGUGAUCAUUAUACCAUUCCCGGUGAUGAAGGUUUGUAUGAUACGUGCUCUGAAAUUCACAAAGGGGUUGGUGAGGGAGUACCUUCUGGCAUGGAAAACAGUGGUAUUGAUGACAUUUUGCGUGGCAGUAUUAUUUUGAAGGGUCAUAUGGAAGUUGAUGGGCGUUCAACUAAUAAAGGUGCUGAUUAUCCUCCAUGUUGUGCCUUGCAUGCUCCAUCGGAUGAAGGAAGUUCGUAUUGCAUAUCUAAGGGAACUUCCUCCAGUGUUGAUAAGGUAGAAGCUUGUAUGAUUCAUGACACUUUACCUGAUAGUACCUUGUCCAUGGGUGAUAUUGAAGUUGAUGUGAAUCCAAUUAAUUCAAAUGCAGAAAAUUCUCCACCAGAUGUCUUAAAAGAUGCUGACUUAGUGAAUAACCAAUUGGUUGAACAUAAAGGUUUAGAAGAUCCCUUUGUGGCUUAUCAUGAUCAGGGGGAACAAGUGCUUUGCAUUGACAUAUCAACUAAGCAGCCAUAUAGUGCUACCUCAGGCGUAUACUUCCAAUCUUCGGCAUUUGCUGAUCAUCAUCGCGAAAAUAGCAGUUCUUUAGCUGAUCAUCAUAAUGAAAAUAAAAGUUCUAAAGUCAAUGGGGAUGGGGACUGGAGAGUUUGUUGGGACACAUAUUAUAUGAGAAAUUACUUUUAUAACAUGAAAACACAGGAGUCGACAUGGGAUCCACCGCCAGGAGUUGAAUAUGUUGGAUUUUCAGAAAAUUCUGGUGUGGAAGUUUCUCUGUGUUCUUUUGCAGAUAACCCGGAAGCCGUUGACAGUUUAUACAAUGAACAAACUCAGCUAGGUUCUGAAGAAAUUUCAAGAAGUGACAUGGAAUUCGGGUUUUUGAAUUCUGGAAUAGAUCAAUCAGAUGUUUAUGAGAAUCUGGAUAUGCCAGAGAAGGGCUUUUCUCACGAUGAAGUGCAUAAAUCAUGUCAUCUUGCAACUGUUCCAUCUCCAGUUAUUGAUAGCUUUGCUGCUCUCAAUGAAGCAGUUUCCGAAGAAAACGGAAACACGUGGACGGUUGCCUCUAGUAAAAUGAAAAAGAAAGCAAGAAGGAAUCGAUCACAAAGGAAAAAAUUCCAACAGGAUACUGAAGAACUUCAAUUGGAGGAAGUUCCAGAAGCUUGUCCUGCUGAUAUGAUGAAGUACUGGUGUCAGAGAUACUCGCUUUUCUCCAGAUUUGAUGAUGGCAUAAAAAUGGACAGAGAAGGAUGGUUUUCUGUCACUCCAGAGUUACUAGCACGAUAUCACGCAUCGCGCUGUGGUCAUGGCAUUGUGGUUGAUUGUUUCACUGGAGUUGGUGGAAAUGCUAUCCAAUUGGCAAAGAGGAGCAAUCAUGUCAUUGCAGUUGACAUUGAUCCACAGAAGAUUGCACAUGCACAACAUAAUGCAGCCAUUUAUGGAGUUCAGGACAAGAUAGAUUUUGUAGUGGGGGACUUUUUUGUGUUGGCGCCUAAGUUGAAGGCUGAUGUGGUCUUCAUGUCACCUCCUUGGGGAGGACCUGAUUAUGCAAAAUCACAAACGUACGAUAUCAGGACAAUGCUUCAGCCUCGUGAUGGGUUUCUGCUCUUCAACGCCGCAAGAGAAAUUGCUCCUAGACUUGUUAUGUUUCUCCCAAGAAAUGUGGACCUAAACCAAUUAGCGGAGCUAUCUCUUUCUACUCAUCCACCUUGGUCUCUACAGGUGGAGAAAAAUUUCUUAAAUGGCAAGUUGAAGGCUAUCACAGCUUACUUCAACCACCCCCCAGUUUAAAGGAUUUCACAACAGUCCACUUUUGAGAAUUUUGGAUCAAAGCGUGGGUUCUUCUAAAGCUGAACUUUGGCAAUCUAUGGGUUCUGAUUGUACACCACCAAGACUCCAGAAUAUAUACAAAGACCUGGAAGAACUUGGUAAGUUUUUGUUGUAUAUUUUUGCAAUAUAUCUGCUUUAUCUUCGUGUAUAUUUUGAUCAGUGGUUGUAUUUCAAAAUCAAUCGAUGAAAUGUUGUUUUUGGAAUACUAUAUAAGAUCAAUUUCUUCGAAAUUACCUGUUUUUGAAGUAAGAAACUAUUUGUACACUUUUGACGCGAUCUAAUACGUUAUCGAAGCACACAA
Molecule: messenger RNA, 2632 nt
Organism: Papaver somniferum (opium poppy)
Lineage: Eukaryota; Viridiplantae; Streptophyta; Magnoliopsida; Ranunculales; Papaveraceae
Exons: 12
Coding region: 43-2292 (749 amino acids)
Biological process (GO): 7-methylguanosine cap hypermethylation; 7-methylguanosine RNA capping
Cellular component (GO): nucleus
Molecular function (GO): RNA cap trimethylguanosine synthase activity; protein binding
Source: RefSeq, a predicted model, not a curated record